AUGUUUUACUUUAUUGCUAUUAUUAUGGAAGGAUCUAAUGAAGCUAAUUUUUUUCUGGUUAAAAGAGGGGUAGGAAGUGAUUUUAAUUUUAGGCCAAGAUCAUUAAAAAGUGUCAAUGUAUCCAAUACAUUUGCAUCUUCUGGUAAUUCAUUAAAUACUAAAUAUGGUUGUUCAGAAGAACUUGGUACUUGGUUUAUCGUUUAUGGUUUAGUAAAAGCUACUCCACAUUUUAUUUUUCUUUCAUAUAUUGGUGCUGAAUUAUGUGUACGUUUUGCAUAUGAUUCAGUAUAUGUACCAUUGAAAAAAAAACAAAGUAUAUGGUCAGCACCUGUUCUUCAACAAGAUGAAUUUGAAUUUGCAAAAUAUUAUGUAACAAAAUUAUUUCGACGAAAUAUUGAAGAAAAACAAAAACGAUAUCAAAAAUUUGUAGUUAGUAAUAAAUUUGAUAAUCAAUCGCAAACAACUAAAACAACGAAAAAAGUUUAUCCAUCACGUGUUAAAAAAUUUUUAAAUUCAAUCUAUGCUUGGGAUGAAGAUUUUCGUUUUACAACAUUAGCUACAUGUACAUAUACAGUAGCUAUUGUUUUUCUUUAUUAUUUAGCAUGUACAUUUGUUUUUCUAUAUAUAUCAAGAACAACAGGUCAUACAUUAUUUGUAAGAUAUUAUAUUCAAUCAAUAUUCAAUAUUGAAUUUAAAGGAUUAUUUUCAUUGAGAUUGGAAAUAAUAACAAGUGCAAUUAUUGCUUUUUUAAUAUAUGCAUUUCAAUUAUUUCUUGGCAUUCAAAAUUAUAAAAAACAUAAAUUAGAUUUAUAUAGAGGCAUAUAUGAAGAUGUACCAUCAUCAUUAAAUUUUAAACCAAGUUCCAUUGUAUCAAAAUCUGUUCAUUAUUCGGGUUUUCUUGUUGGUUAUAUGGCAUGGGGUUUUCUAAUAUGUUUUCAUUUAAUAUUUGUUUUCUUAAGUUUAAUUCGAAUAAUAUCUUUACAAAUGCGUUAUUUUGAAUUAAUACUUGCUAUAACUGUACCUGUAACUGUUAUUUAUCUAUUAAAAAUGGUUAGUGCAUCAUCAGCAGGAAGUUUUUUUUUUAUGCAAAGUGAUCAUGAAAAAAUUAAUUUAAAUAAUCGAAAAACUUAUGCUAUAUUUCUUUAUUUUAAUUUUUUUGCCGAUUGUUUUCUUGGUAUUGCUUCAUGUAUUAUUCGUUUUAUUAAAGCAACUUCUCUUAAUUUGGUUUAUAUGGCACGACUUGAUUGUAGUUUUCUUGGAAGACCAUUAGAAAAAUUCGAUCUGGGUUAUGCAGCCUAUGUAUCAUAUCUACAUAUGGAAGUAACUCAUACAAAUCCAGUCAUGCUUGCCUUUUGUUAUUCAUUAUAUGAUGAUGUUGUUAAACAACGACCAAAGCAUUGUUAUGAUGAUGAAUGUUGUAUUGCUCCAGGUGAACUUGAUGCCGAUGAGACAAUCGUCGAAGAAAAAGUAAAGAUUACAAAAGAUACAUCACCAAAGACAAAGAAGCAAAAUAUAAAUGGAUCAACAUCGAAAAAGACAACAGUACAAAAACAAGAAAGUGUAUCAUCAACAAAAUCGAUACGACAAAAACGAAGUUCAAUUUCUAAUGUUGAUGAUACGAAAGAAGGUCGUUCAAUAAGAGAAGUAAAACCCAAAGCUAAAUCUCCAAGUCCAUCAACAGUUUCAGAUAAAAGUAGUCAAAAAUCGAAAAAACGCAAGUUAGUUACUAAGGAUGAUAUACAAGAACAAGAUGAUGAUAAUGCUUCUCGUUCAUCAACUGUUUCAAUAAAAGCUCAAAUUAUUUCUGAAAAGCAACCUCAGCUACCAUUACCAUCUGCUCCUUUUCUUGACGUACCUAUGCGUGAAGAUCUUCCAAAUGAAGAACAUGACAAUGAUGAUAGAAGUAUCAAACCACCAUCAAUAUCUACUAUAUCAAAAAUAAUUCCUCAACAAGCACCACGUCUGAUGCCAUUACAGCGGACAUCUCCACCACGUGUACCAAAACGAGAAGAUGACAAUGACGAUAAUUUUGAUGAUGAUGGAGGUAUAAAACCACCAUCAAUUUCUACAAUAUCAAAAGUAAUGCCUCAAAAAGUACCACGCUUAAUGCCAUUACAACGAACAUCUUCACCAGGCGUACCAAAACGAGAAGAUGACAAUGACGAUAAUUUUGAUGAUGACGGAGGUAUAAAACCACCAUCAAUUUCUACAAUAUCAAAAGUAAUCCCUCAAAAAGUACCACACUUAAUGCCAUUACAAAGAACAUCUUCACCAAGCGUAUCAAAACGAGAAGAUGACAAUGACGAUAAUUUUGAUGAUGACGGAGGUAUAAAACCACCAUCAAUUUCUACAAUAUCAAAAGUAAUGCCUCAAAAACUACCACGAUUAAUGCCGUUACAACAAAUAUCUCCACCACGUGUACCAAAACGAGAAGAUAUUAUUGAUGAUGAUGAUGAUGAUGAAGUAGAUGAUGAUGGUGGCAUCAAUCCAAAAGUAAUUGCUAAACAAAAACGAGAAUUAGAAGAAAAGAAAAAGAAAAAGAAAAAAGAGGAAACAAAAAAGAAAAAACAAUCAAUUCUACGCGAUGACGAUGAAGAUGAAGAUGAUGGAGGAAUACCAAGAGCCAAACCUAAUGUUAAAGUAAAACCCAAUAAAAAAAUUGUAAAACCAACAUCUCUUGAUGAUGAAGAUGACGAUGGUGGCGUAUCAAAACAAAAGCAACUAGCAGCUGAAAAAAAGAAAAAAGAAAUAGAAGCGAAGAAAAAAAAGAAAGAACAAUUAAAAGCAUUAGCUAAUCAAGAUAAUGAUGCAGAUGAUGAUGGUGCUCCUAAACGACAAGAACCUAUUAAAAAGAAAAUAACAACUAAAAAAAGUUCCAAGUCAAAGAUUUUAAAAGAUGAAGAUGAUGAUGAUGAUGGUGGACGUAUCGUCAAAACCUACGAUACAGUUCGAACGAUUAUACCAACUAAAAAACCUAUACUCGAUAAUCAAAGGAAAAAACAAUCAUCACCAGAAGCUAAUGAUGAUGGUGGUAUGUUAACAUCUCGACCUCAACAACAACAACAACAACGGCUAUUAGCAUCAUAUGAUACAGUUGGUCGAAUAGUACCCAGAGUUUCUACUGGUUUUGGAAGAAUUAAAGAAGAAAGUCAUUAUGAUACAAUACUAACUGAUGAAGAACGUGCAAAUCGAGCAAAUGUCAUCUAUUCUCCACCAUCAUAUGAUCGAACAUCAGAUUCAAAUGAUUUACCUCUUUUACGAACAAUAUCUUAUCGUGAAGCUCAACAACGUACACCACCAAUAAAACAACAGCGACUAGUAGGUUCAUCAUCAUCACGUAGUCAUAGUAAUACAAAUGAAGAUAGUAGUCAUUAUUCAGAAAUAGUGACUGAUACCGCACGAUCAGGGAUUAUUAAUCGUUCUUAUUCACAUACAGGAUCGACUAAAUCAUCAUCAAAUUAUUCUAUAAAACAACCAAGUAAGCAUUCAUCAGAAUACACAUUAAAAGAACAACAAACAGAAGAAUCGAAUGUUGAAACUGACCAAGAAGAAGAAGAAGAAGAAGAAGAGGAAGAAGACCAAGAAGAAGAAGAAGAAGAAGAAGAAGAAGAAGAAGAAGAAGAAGAAGAAGACCAAGAAGAAGAAGAAGAAGAAGAAGAAGAGAAAGCACAAGAUAAAUCUUCACGCGAAAAACGAUUGCCUACACAUAAUGUCUCUACAGCUUAUCCAUUUAUUAGUCAUUUAGUCAAACCAAAUGAAGCAAGUAAAAUGUUACAAAUUCUAAAGCAAAAACAAGCACGUUUUCGUUGGUAUCUUGCAUAUACAAUUAUUAAUAAUUAUCAUUUAUUUGAUCUAAGAAAACAAGUAGAAAGUCGUCUUGCUCUAUUACGUAUUCAACGAAGUAAUUUAAUCGAUGAACAAAUGCAUGCAGCAGUAGCUACUGUUGCUGCUGAUCGUGUUCAAGAGUCGUUUGCAUUUGAUGAAAUUCCUCAAUCUCUUGUAGCAAGAGGAGCAGAAAUGAAACCUAAAGCCUCCAUACGAAGACGAGGUGCACCACCUGAAGAACAACCUCCAGGAACUCGUAGUUUACUUUCUGUGCCUACACCAUUACCUAUUAUCGAUGAAUAUCCUCAAAGUCCAGCUGAACGAUAUAUUGCUAUUCGUUCGUGUAUGUUGUAUGAUGUAAAUGCUCCACAAGCCAAUGUUCCUCAUGCUGCAAAUGCAUACCAAAUUUCACCAACAGCUGGUCAACAACCUGGAGUUUCAACAACAUUUAAUCCUAAUACUAGAAGAUUUGGUUCUCAACAACCACCAGAUAUUGUCAUUCAAUCACCAUCAAGUUAUACUAGUGGAACGAAAUCCACACGACCACAUUAUCAACGACAAAAAUCGCACGGUUCAACACCAUUGGGAAUAAAUACGUUUAAUAAUACACCAACCUUUCAAGGUGUACCUGAAUCAGGUCGAGCAUCAAAUGAUAGUUCAAUGACAAACUUUGCAACAUUACGUACGCAAAUGAGUCAUGCACAACAUAUGCAAGCAUGGCGUCACAAUCAAUUAAAAAAAUAUCAGAAAAAACGUCCAUAUCAUUAUGUUUAUGGAGCACCACCUCAACGACCAUUGGAAGAAAAAGUUUCAACUGCUGCUAUUCUUACACCACAAGUCAUUCCUACAGGUAGUAAUUUUAAACGUUUACCAAGUCAACCAGCUUUUCAAUAUCCACAUAAAGUUAAAAAUAUUAACGAAAAAAGAAAACAAACUCAUGAACGACAAAUUAGUCCAACAUCAUCAUCACAAAAUGAAGAAAAUAAUCGAGAUAAAUCUCUAAAUAGAAAACCAUUAAAAACAACAGUGGCUGUAAUUCGUCGAAAAGAUUCACCAAGUAGUUUUUCGAAUGUAACAGAAGUUUAA
Rotaria sp. Silwood2 is the source of this 4911-nucleotide messenger RNA. NCBI's taxonomy places the organism in Eukaryota, Metazoa, Rotifera, Eurotatoria, Philodinida, Philodinidae. The record is from the annotation of a GenBank genome assembly.